AUGCAUUUCCUUGCCGACUUCAAGCUGUUAGCUCUACUAGCAGGUAUCGUGCACUACGGGCACGCAGGCUGUCUAUGCCCUCUGGGAUGGGAUGUUUAUAGACGACAUUGCUAUCUGUACGUGGAACAACAAGAGACUUUCAACACCGCCGAGAGCAACUGCAACGCCCAGGGGCAAGGCGGCAGAGAAUCCCAUCUCACCUCGGUACUGGACACCGACGAAGCUGCGUUCCUCGCUGGGUACAUUCAGCACGGUAGUGCCUGGAUCGGGUUAACGGACAUCGCCAUAGAAGGUGACUGGGUGUGGCAGGACGGUCAACCCACCGGGCCCCAAGACUGGUGGUAUCCUAACCAACCGGAUAACGCAGCUGGUAACGAGGAUUGUGUCCAAAUGAGGGCCGAUAUGGGUUGGAAUGAUUACCCUUGUCAUUAUAAGUUACCUUACAUCUGCAAGAUGCUUCAACGAUACCAGUACCGACCUAACUGA
This is a messenger RNA of Asterias rubens (European starfish), 486 nucleotides long. Its product is annotated as perlucin-like. The coding region runs from base 1 to 486 and encodes 161 amino acids. Lineage: Eukaryota; Metazoa; Echinodermata; Asteroidea; Forcipulatida; Asteriidae. The transcript has a single exon. The record is from RefSeq and is a predicted model, not a curated record.